AUGAAUGAAUUCAAAGGUAUUUGCAUACAUCCUGACCUCGUUCAUUUUGUUGCUGAAUGGUGCUCUGUAAAGUAUGCAUUUUAUGUCAAAGAUAUUAUGGACUCCAUAGACAAGAAAGUUCAUGAGAAGUUAGAUGAAGAAGAACUCGAAGAUACAGUAGAGAAUGCAAAACAUUUUGACGAAGUGCAAAUCUUCACUUCGUCAAAAUGUGAUGCAAAACAAGCAUUUUAUGAGCUUACUAAGGCGUUAUGA
Molecule: messenger RNA, 252 nt
Organism: Trichomonas vaginalis G3
Lineage: Eukaryota; Parabasalia; Trichomonadida; Trichomonadidae
Product: KilA, N-terminal/APSES-type HTH, DNA-binding family
Exons: 1
Coding region: 1-252 (83 amino acids)
Source: RefSeq, a predicted model, not a curated record